Messenger RNA from Scaptodrosophila lebanonensis, 1964 nucleotides. RefSeq names its product protein 5NUC-like. Gene Ontology annotation, cellular component: plasma membrane. Lineage: Eukaryota; Metazoa; Arthropoda; Insecta; Diptera; Drosophilidae. Gene Ontology annotation, molecular function: metal ion binding; 5'-nucleotidase activity; nucleotide binding. The transcript has 7 exons. Gene Ontology annotation, biological process: AMP catabolic process. The coding region runs from base 106 to 1866 and encodes 586 amino acids. The record is from RefSeq and is a predicted model, not a curated record.
UUAUAAGCUUCGGUGUCAACGGUUGCUUAGAGGAAUUAUAACUAAAGCUUGUUACGGAUUGGAUUCGAUCUUGGUUUCGUCGUGCAUGUAUUAUAGAGUCUUGAAAUGAUUUUUCUGUGGUCUGUCUUAACUGGUUUGUUGUUGUGCGGACAUCGCAGCAAUGCCAAUCCCAUUGAGAAGAGGAGUGGUGGAAACACCGAAUUCAUAAUCCUCCACAACAACGAUAUGCACGCGCGAUUUGAGCAGACAAAUGUUAAAAGCGGGAAAUGCUCUCCGAAGGAGGUCAACACUAACAAAUGCUACGGUGGUUUUGCUCGCGUGGCAUAUGAGGUACGAAAAUAUCGCGCAGAAGCCCAAAAUGGUGGAACACCUGUAUUAUAUUUAAACGCUGGAGACACCUACACGGGCACACCUUGGUUCACUAUCUUUAAGGAUAAUAUUACUGCCGCUUUCCUCAACAAACUGCAGCCAGAUGCAAUUUCCCUAGGUAAUCACGAGUUUGAUGAGAAAGUGGAAGGGCUCAUACCUUUCCUCAACAAUGUUGACUUUCCCGUAUUGGCUUGCAAUCUGGACCUUAGUAAGGUUCCCGAAUUAGCUGCUGCAAACAAUUUGGCAAACUCGACUAUUUUGGAAGUAAAUGGUCUGAAAGUUGGCAUCAUAGGCUAUGUGACACCGGAUACCAAAAAGCUUACUGUGCGAAACGAUGUCGAGUUUUUAGACGAAAUCGUGUCAAUCAAUGCUGAAUCAGCGAAGCUAACCGCUCAAGGCAUCCAAAUUAUUAUUGCCUUGGGGCAUUCUGGCUAUAUUAAGGAUCAAGAGAUAGCCAAAAAUUGUCCAGACGUAGAUAUUGUUAUUGGUGGCCAUACCAACACAUUCCUGUACAAUGGAAAAAAACCCGAUGCUGAAGCCAUCGAAGGACCCUACCCCACCCAAGUAAAGCGAAAAGACGGGAAAGUGGUUCCAGUCGUGCAGGCCUAUGCUUACACCAAAUAUUUGGGUAAGCUCCAUGUAAAGUUCGAUUCGGAUGGCAAUUUGGUUGAGUUCGAUGGAGCUCCAAUAUUACUGAAUGCGUCAGUUGAGCAAGAGAAGGAGCUGCUAGACUUGCUAGAUCUAUAUCGUCCCAAUAUAACGGCAUUAGAUUCGCAAGUCGUCGGACAUACGAAGGUGGACCUCGAAGGAAGCAGUUCUGUGUGUCGGGCCCGAGAAUGUAAUCUUGGAAAUCUGGUUGCUGACUCCAUGGUGUUCGCUCGGGUAAUGGAACUUAAUGCUAGCAAGUACUGGACCGACGCCCCAAUAGCGUUCAUUCAAGGAGGAGGAAUUCGUAAUUCGAUAAUGAAGGCUGCGAAUGGCUCGAUUACUGCCAGCGAUGUUCUCAGCGUACUACCCUUUCAGAAUGGCCUCUAUAUAACUCGAAUUACGGGCAAAGCUUUGAGAAAUUCCCUAGAACAUUCCGCAAGCGUAGUUGGCACAGAUUCCAAUGGUGGCUUCCUCCAACUCUCCGGUGCCCGCGUGCAAUAUGACUACGGCAAGCCGAAGGGGCAACGUGUGGUGGCCCUCGAGGUGCGUUGUGCCAAGUGCGACAUUCCCUCUUACGAAGCUCUCAAUGAAACUGCCUUCUACAACGUGAUUGUAGAUGAGUUUCUGCUAUUAAAUGGCGACGGAUAUGAGUUGAUCGAUAAAACGAACCCAUAUUCAGUGCGUCUACAAAAUAUUGAUGCAGACGCUCUCAUACACUACCUUCAGAUGCAUAAAUUUGUUUACCCUGGGCUGGAAGGUCGUAUUCUGUCGAGAAGUUCAGCGACAAACAUAUUUAUUUCCCUUGCUCUAAUGCUGUUUUCGUUCAUAUUGACGCAGCUUUGUAAUUAGCUGCCAUCUACAGCUCGUAUAACUAUUAAGAAAAACAAUAAUCCGUGUGACUAUCUGCAACUAUUUUAACACAUAUAUAAAUCGAGAGUUUAUUUGAA